UCCUUUACCUCCACCAAGGAGGUUGGUGGAGGUAAAGCUUCAGGUUGUCCAGCAGGUGGCGACAUAAAUAUUCCGGAACAGGGGUGUUUACUUCCUGGUCAAACAUUCUUUCUUUCCUGUCGGCCAUUUGUCGUAUACGAUUUGUAGGCGACCACCCAUACAACCUUUUGUAAACAUGCAGAACGACGCCGGUGAAUUUGUGGACCUUUACGUCCCCCGUAAAUGCUCUGCUAGCAACAGAAUCAUUGGAGCCAAGGACCAUGCCUCCAUCCAGAUGAACAUUGCUGAGGUUGACAAGGUGACUGGUCGUUUCAAUGGUCAGUUCAAGACCUAUGCUAUCUGUGGCGCCAUCCGCAGAAUGGGUGAGUCUGAUGACUCCAUCCUGAGGCUGGCAAAGAAUGACGGCGUUGUCGCAAAGAACAUCUAAGUGUGACGCUGGAGCUGUUGGAACUUUGUAAAAUAAAAUGGUGGAAUAAAAACUUUGCUGCUGUUGUAA
Molecule: messenger RNA, 496 nt
Organism: Solea solea (common sole)
Lineage: Eukaryota; Metazoa; Chordata; Actinopteri; Pleuronectiformes; Soleidae
Gene: rps21
Product: ribosomal protein S21
Exons: 6
Coding region: 176-427 (83 amino acids)
Biological process (GO): endonucleolytic cleavage in ITS1 to separate SSU-rRNA from 5.8S rRNA and LSU-rRNA from tricistronic rRNA transcript (SSU-rRNA, 5.8S rRNA, LSU-rRNA); translation; endonucleolytic cleavage to generate mature 3'-end of SSU-rRNA from (SSU-rRNA, 5.8S rRNA, LSU-rRNA)
Cellular component (GO): cytosolic small ribosomal subunit; ribosome
Molecular function (GO): structural constituent of ribosome
Source: RefSeq, a predicted model, not a curated record